UCUGGUCGCCACUGCGCCUGCGCGGCUCCUGCGGUCUCUUCUGUCUCGGAUCCGGAGCGACUUCCUCGUCCAGAACCAGAACCAGAACCGCGGCCUGACCCAGACCCGGACCCGGUUCGGUUCUCCUCUCCCCCCGAACCCGUCCCGGAGUAGACCCGGUCCCGGUCCCGGUCCCGGUCCAGCUGAGACCAGAACCAGAACCCGCCAGGCCCCGGCCCGAACCAGAACCAGAACCAGAACCAGAACCUGCAGGAACAUGGACGGAUUCACCGGCAGUUUAGAUGACAGCAUGUCCGGCGCCAGCGUCUCGGACGUCCACGACCGUCUGUCUGCGCUGGAGCUGCGCGUGCAGCAGCAGGACGACGAGCUGACGGUGAUGAAGGCCGCCCUCGCCGACGUCCUGCGCCGUCUGGCCGCGUCCGAGGACUCGGCCGCCGCCACGAAGAAGCAGGCCGGAGGGAAAGGUGGGACUCCGCUCAGGGAAGCGUUCUCCAUGUCCUGCAUCGCUAACGGAGGAUCGUCUGGACGGAAGAGAGACUCCACCUCCGUCACCAGGAAGGAGACGCUGUCGUCUGCUGCCAAGAGUGGAGCAGACAGGAAGAAGGAGGGCGGCAGGUUCAUGGAGGAGAUCCAGGAGCAGCAGGAGGCUCGUCCCCCCAAGGACUCGUCUUCCCGGGCCUCGUCCCCCCAGACCCCCCAGAACCCCCAGAACCCCCAGAACCCCCACAGACCGGGUUCUGACAGCAGCAAAGGCCACGCCCCUCCAAAAAGGGGCCACAGCGUGAAACGGUCCUCAGGUAUGGAACGUUCUCAGAGCAGCACCUGGGAAACCUCCGAGGAAAACCGGAACAAACUGGUGAAGGCGGCGUCCACGUCCAGACUGCUGGCCAAGGUGGCCAAGAACUCCGACAGACACAAGGAUCCGGUGGUGAAUCAAGCUAAAAUGUCGACUCGAGAGAAAAACAGCCAAGCUGAGGGAAAUCACAUCAAGAUGUUCAUGCGCGGUCGACCCAUCACCAUGUUCAUCCCGUCAGACGUGGAAAACUACGACGAAGUUCGCACAGAACUUCCCCCGGAGAGACUCAAGAUGGAAUGGGUCUACGGCUACCGGGGCCGGGACUGCCGCUCCAACGUCUACCUCCUCCCCACCGGGGAGAUGCUUUACUUCGUAGCGUCGGUGGUCGUUCUGUUCAACUACGAGGAGCGGACGCAGAGACAUUACCUGGGACACACGGACUGUGUCAAGUGCCUGGCCGUCCAUCCUGAUAAAAUCCGCAUCGCUACGGGUCAGAUCGCCGGAGUGGACAAGGACGGACGGGCCCUGCAGCCUCACGUCCGGGUCUGGGACAGCGUCAGCCUCGCCACGCUGCAGGUCAUCGGACUCGGAACCUUCGAGAGAGGAGUCGGCUCGCUGGCGUUCUCCAAGGCGGACUCGGGGCAGCACCUGGGCGUUAUUGACGACUGUAACGACCACAUGCUGACGGUGUGGGACUGGCAGAAGAAGCUGAAGAUCGCAGAGAUCAAGUCGACCAACGAGGUGGUUCUGGCCGUGGAGUUCCACCCCACCGACCCCAACACCAUCGUCACCUGUGGGAAAUCCCACAUCUUCUUCUGGACCUGGACCGGGAACUCUCUGGCCCGGAAACAGGGAAUCUUCGGGAAAUACGAGAAGCCCAAGUUCGUCCAGUGUCUUUCCUUCCUGAGUUCUGGAGAGAUUCUGACCGGAGACUCGGGGGGAGUUCUGCUGAUCUGGACCAGGAGUUCUGCAGAGAACCCGGGGAAGGGGGCCCGAGCGUUCCAGAUCAGCCGGCAGGUCAAGGCCCACGAGGGGAGUGUGUUCUGUGUGUGUGAGAUGAGGAGUGGGAUUCUGCUGACCGGAGGAGGAAAAGACCGGAAGAUCAUCCUGUGGGAUCACCAGCUGCACGCGGACCGGGACAUCGAGGUUCCGGACCAGUACGGGACCAUCAGGGCCGUGUCCGAGGGGAAGGGGGACGAGUUCCUGGUGGGGACGUCCAGGAACUUCAUCCUCAGAGGAACCUUCAACGACGGCUUCCUGGUGGAGGUGCAGGGACACACGGACGAGCUGUGGGGCCUGGCCUGCCACCCGUCCAGGCAGAUGUUCCUGACCUGCGCCCAGGACCGGCUGGUCUGUCUGUGGGACUCGUCCAAUCACAGCCUGCAGUGGAGCCGGGCCCUGGAGGAACACGGACACUGUGCAGACUUCCAUCCCAGCGGAGCCGUGGUCGCCAUAGGAACCCACUCUGGAAGGUGGUUUGUUCUGGACGCCGAGACCACGGACCUGGUUGGGAUUCACACCGACGGCAACGAGCAGCUGUCCGUCAUGCGCUUCUCCGUCGAUGGCAGCCUGCUGGCCGUUGGAUCCCACGACAACUUCAUUUACCUCUACAACGUCUCGGAGCGCGGACGCAAGUACAGCCGCAGCGGCAAGUGCACUGGCCACUCCAGCUACAUCACUCACCUGGACUGGUCACCUGACAACAAGUUCAUCAUGUCCAACUCUGGAGACUACGAGAUCCUCUACUGGGACGUCCCCAACGGCUGUAAACUGAUCCGGAACCGGUCGGAGUGCAAGGACUUCGACUGGGCCACGUACACCUGCGUGCUGGGAUUCCACGUGUUCGGCGUCUGGCCCGAGGGCUCGGACGGCACCGACAUCAACGCCCUCAUGAGGUCCCACAACAGGAAGGUGAUCGCGCUGGCGGACGAUUUCUGCAAAGUCCACCUGUUCUCCUACCCCUGCUCCACCCCCAAGGCCCCCAGCCACAAGUACAGCGCCCACAGCAGUCACGUGACCAACGUCAGCUUCCUGUACAACGACAGUCACCUGAUCUCCACGGGGGGGAAGGACACCAGCAUCAUGCAGUGGAGGCUGGUGGACAAAUCCCUCCCCGACGGCCUGGUGUCAGGCUCCGCCCCCCCGCGGGCCCCGCCCCCUCCGGUGACCACGCCCACACAGGAACCCCGCCCCCUCCCGACGGCCAACGGGACGCAGGAGCCCUCCCCUGACCCCUCCCCCGUCCCAGAUCUGACCCCGCCCCCUCUAGGGCUGACCCCGCCUCCUGCAGAGCUGACCCCGCCCCCUCCAGGGCUGACCCCGCCCCCCUCCGACUCCUCCCCCCCCGACAGCACGGUGAGUCUGAAGGACAGCCUGGAGCCCAGCGACGACACGGCCACGCCCAGCGACGAAGGCCUGCCCCCGCUGACUCCGCCCUCAUAGGUGUGUGUGUGUGUGUGUGUGUGUGUGUGUGUGUGUGUGUGUGUGUGUGUGUGUGUGUGUGUGUGUGUGUGUGUGCGUGCGUGUGCGCGUGUGUGUCUGGUCCUGAACCCAGGACUUCCUGUCCAGUCCUCUCUUUGUGCCACAGCUUCAGGUCCAGACUCCAAAACUCCGGAUCAGUUUAGAACUGAAGUUCAGUAAAUACGAUCAUUAAAACAGCAAACUACUCUGGUUUUUGAUUGUCUUGCAUCACAGACGAGCGUCCCAGAACUCUGCUCACACGGACUACACAGAUCAGUCAGCAGGUUCAUGAGCUGUGAUGCAUCAUGGGAAAAUCCUCUACGUUUGGACGUCACGUGAUCAACCGUCAGCUGUUUCAGUUUAAGAUGUGACUGGAAUCAGACGGGUGUUUCCCCGUCUCCGGCCACCGGGGGCAGCAGAGAGCCCGACACGUGAACUGGGGGAACUCUUCUCUUUUAGACGGGUGUUUCCCCGUCUCCGGCCACCGGGGGCAGCAGAGAGCCCGACACGUGAACUGGGACGGGUGUUUCCCCGUCUCCUGCCACCGGGGGCAGCAGAGAGCCCGACACGUGAACUGGGGGAACUCUUCUCUUUUUCUUUUGUCAAAAACAGACUGAAACUGGACUCUGGUAAAUUCCACCAGGAAGAACUGGUGAAGUCUCGGCGUCAGAGAACCUUCUGGAAUUGUCUUUAGAUACUUGUUUUUAAUGCAUUCUUUGAUGACAAAAUUAUGAUUUAAUGAUGUAACAAUCAAUAAGGCAUUUCAAUCAUUAGCUCCAGUGGAAAAGAUGGUUUGUUUUGACUCAAAUGUCAUUUCCAAAUGAAAAACUCUCAAGCUCAGAAAGUGUGUGAUGUCAGGAUUUUAACCUGACUCAGAUAAUCUGAAGUUUAGGGUAAAAAUCAGAAAACACAGAGGCGUCUAAUCAAAAAUAACUCAAAUCAGUGUUGAAUUCUGUCACGUAUUCAUUCCAGUUAAAGACACAUUUUCACAACCAUCUUUUAUAAAACCAGUAAACUUCACUCGCAGGGAUGAAAACAGAAAAUGUGAUUAAACUGUUGAGUUCUUGUUGUGGAUGAAAGUCUGGGUUGGACUCCCGUCUCCUCCAGGACCUUCAGCAGGUUCUGCUGCAGAUAUUCUCCAGGAUUCUCCAGGAUUCUGCAGAUAUUCUCCAGGAUUCUGCUGCAGAUAUUC
Messenger RNA from Cololabis saira (Pacific saury), 4448 nucleotides. Its product is annotated as echinoderm microtubule-associated protein-like 4. The coding region runs from base 257 to 3238 and encodes 993 amino acids. Lineage: Eukaryota; Metazoa; Chordata; Actinopteri; Beloniformes; Belonidae. Gene Ontology annotation, molecular function: microtubule binding. The transcript has 24 exons. Gene Ontology annotation, biological process: microtubule cytoskeleton organization. The record is from RefSeq and is a predicted model, not a curated record. Gene Ontology annotation, cellular component: mitotic spindle.